AUAUGGUAAAUGAGUAACAAUACCUUGUGGCAGAGCCUAGAAUGGGUUUUUUGGUAAUUCUGUUGAGGGUGGCAGGCCUUCUUGGAAGGUGACACCUGGGAGGGACAUUAGGAGGAGUUUACUGGGCAGAGGGGGAAAGUAGGUAAAGAUACACAGAGCUCUUAUUGGGGUGUCAGGUGUGUUGUAUGCAGAUUUGAUUUAAUCUCUAUAUUCUCAUAUGGAAGAACAUUCAACUGUUUACAGAGGAGGAGCAGAUGACAAGAGGUUGAGUCACACUGGGAGGAAACAGUAGAGCUAGGAAUUGAAGCUAGGUCUGUGACUUAGAGCCGGGACUCUUACCAUUGUGCUCAGGGACACUGCAGAGGGAGAGGGCUGAAGACUCUCCUGAGGUCCCCCACACUGGGCAAGGAGAGGACCCUAGAAAGGAUCAGGAGGCCCAGGAGGAAAGUGCUUGUGUCACCAGAGGAGACUGUGGCUUUGACCCUUAGGGCUUCCCUCAGGUGCCCAGUCUCCUACGUGGAACAGUCGGAAGCAACCCCUGAAUCUCCCACAGUGAAUGUGGGCAAGGCAAAUUCAGACGAAGUGGGGGAGGGGCCAGCCUGGGUCCCGCCCUCAACCAUUGUGGCAGAAUUAGAAAGCAUUGCGAGCCAAUCAGGACGUAGCAUGGAAAUGAGCAAGCCGUGCUGACGUGGGCCAACUCCAGAGCUCCCUGGAGUGGGAGGCUAUAUUGCCUGGCACUGAGAGAGGCACGGACUCUGAGAGGAAUCCGUGGCUGUGCUGCGGAACCAGAGAGAGAGGAGGCCGACAGCGAUUCACCCUCACCAUGACCAGUUGCCGCCAUCACUCAGGAUACUUGGCAGACGAUGAGGCCGGCCACACCACUUACGUGGCCCGGCUGCCUAAGAAGCCACUGUUCCUGGAAAUGGGACAAGUCUCCAAGCUGGGCCACAUGCCACACCCACCAUCGAGGUACACUCUCACAGACAGUUCAGGGCUCCAUGGCCACCAACAAAACCCAAGGGACCCUCGGCCCUUUGGUAGCUUCCUGGAUUUCCUUGUCAAAGGCCAGGUGCUGGACAGCCUACAGACGGUGGUGGAGGAGGCCACUGAGCGCAUGACCACCAUGAAGACAGAGGCUGGAGUGCCACUGGUGGAGGUGCAGGACCCAAUAGAGGUACCAAGGGGUAGGCGGCGGGUACGUGCCCAGCCUAGCCUCAGUACCAUGCACCGGCACCGUGUCCGGCCCAGCCUCUGCACUGGAUGUCCCAACAACUACCCAUCCUGCUCCAGCUCCAUGUCUGACUCCCAUAGCAGCCUCACAGCUGGCUGGCUGGGAUCCCACGGCCAGGACAGUGACCUGGGCACCCGUGGCAUGGGCUCACUGCCACCCAUGAGGGACAAACUUUUGCUGGAGAAGAACCUCAAACGGCUGCUGAAGCUGGAGAACAGAGGGAAAGGCCUGGAUCGGUCCUUCUUCCAGAGGGACUCCCUGCUGUGGGAUUCACUGGACAGCCAUGCCAGCAGCCAGUGGACCCGGGAGCCGCCUCUGUCCUCGUUCUCAGGCCAGCUGGGCUCAAGCUCAGGCACACCUCAAACAUCAGAGCUGGGCCCUGGAGAACAGGAACUGAUCUGUCUCAAGCAAGAGUUUAAUAAGAUCAAGUCAUUGUUGAGCCAGCCAGCAUCCUUUGACCUGCCUGGCUACUGUUCAUUCCGUGAGCCCCAUCGGACUCUGGACUUUCUGGCUGAGCACCAGCUCUUCCCUGCCCUGCAGAGUGUGGUCAGCCAGGCUGUGGACAAGCUCCGUGGUGCCCGCCGCCAUGAUGGCUGCCCUCUCUUCCCAUCAGAAUGGGAGCCCGCAACAGAGCCCAACUCUGACUCCAUGCCAGGCUCCAAGCUAGCCACACCCACUGAUGAGGAGGAGCCCUAUGAUAUGCUACCCACCAGAACCUCCAGCCCCAAGAUGGCUUGCAGAAAGAGCACCAAGGGCAGAGGACAGGCCAAGCCCAAGGAAGGUGGUUCCCCCAUGUCCAGUGCCCAAGUGGCCACCAGACUCAGGCUCAAGAGCCCCAGUUACAAGUUCAUGAAGAAGAAGCCACUGCCCUCCAUCUCAUCCAAGUCUACCAUAUCCCACCUCUCCAACCCCUUGUACCAGGAGCUCAUCAACUACUUGGUGGAGCAGGCUGUGUCCUUGCUCAUCUGCAAGUACAAAUUCGAGAAGAACCUUUCCAAGCAGUUAGGCUUCAUCUCAUUCCCUGUCACCGAGACGCUCGUGGACCUCCUCCUGGGCUUCAAGAAAGUGAAGGGCUCCCACAUCUGCCUGUCCUCAAAGAUCAACUGGAGCUGCCUGUUGCGCAAGCUGGAGGAGGCAGAGUGGGCCCGACAGCUGUCUAGACAAGGGUCCCAGCACGACUCCCACCGCGGCACCGCCCACCGCAGCACUGCCCACCAGGGGGCGCCCCGGAGCAACACGGAGACCCCCUCCACGCUGCCUGAGCCAUCCACCCAAAAGAAUCAGGAGGAGGACACAGAGCCCACUCUCCACAGUGAGUUGCUGGACCCUCAGCUCCUCCCAGCUCAGGAGGAUACUACACUCGAGGAGAAGGAGCCCAAGAGCCAGGAGGAGCCCAGGCCCUUCAUGUUCACUGGCACAGACAGGGGCUCCGAUCUGUGUCAGGAAGUUGUAGACAUGGACAGUCAAGGUGACGAGGAGGAAGAGGACGAGGACAAGAAUGAUGACUUCUUUGGGGACAAGGGCAAACCCCAGAGCUCUCCCGAGUCUCAAGUGGAGGCCGAUGUCAGCAGUGACUCCAGAGAUGUGGGCCACAGUCACGCUCCGUGAGGCCUAUGAGCUGCACCCAGUGCUUGAUUCCCUGCUGCUCCUCUUGCUCCAAUGGAGUGCUGCCCCCCCCCCCCCCACACCGGCCCUUGCCCUGAGCAGAGGUCAGGGUGGUCUGAAUGCCCACGAGGAGCUCUGCUGGCCUAUCAGGAAAGCCAGAGGGAGAAAUAAAGUCUGUGUUGAUGGAGCACAGUU
Herpailurus yagouaroundi (jaguarundi) is the source of this 3031-nucleotide messenger RNA. RefSeq names its product coiled-coil domain containing 116 (gene CCDC116). The transcript has 5 exons. Lineage: Eukaryota; Metazoa; Chordata; Mammalia; Carnivora; Felidae. The record is from RefSeq and is a predicted model, not a curated record. Gene Ontology annotation, cellular component: centrosome. Bases 824 to 2839 code for a protein of 671 amino acids.